AUGUCCUUCGGCCAAGAACUAGGCAAACUCAUGGAAAAUUGGUACUUCAUUAAUAUCAUCCAUAGAAUGCUCGCAAUAUUCCAGGAUAACGGCGAAAAGACGAACCUCCGAGCAGAACUUGAAGAGGCACAGACAAAAAUCCUCAAGUUGAAGGAGAAAAACUUGGCGCUUAAGAAUCGAUUGGCACAACUUGAGACUAGAGUUGCGGGGCAAUCCUUCUAA
Molecule: messenger RNA, 222 nt
Organism: Botrytis deweyae
Lineage: Eukaryota; Fungi; Ascomycota; Leotiomycetes; Helotiales; Sclerotiniaceae
Exons: 2
Coding region: 1-222 (73 amino acids)
Source: RefSeq, a predicted model, not a curated record